AACUUAGAUUGGUAAGAUGCCACCAAUUUACGUGAAAGGUGGGGUGUGGACCAAUGUUGAGGAUGAGAUUCUCAAAGCAGCGGUCCAGAAGUAUGGACUCAACCAAUGGAACCGUGUGGGGUCGUUGCUCACCAAGAAGAACGCCAAACAGGCCAAAGCUCGAUGGAACGAGUGGAUAAGCCCUUCCAUCAAUAAGACCGAAUGGACUCGAGAAGAGGAUGAAAAACUUCUUAACCUCGUCAAGUUGCUUCCCAAUCAAUGGAGAAGCAUAGCGCCCAUCAUGAAUCGAACCGCCACCCACUGUGUUGAACGGUACCAGAAGUUACUUGACGAUGAUGAUGAGCAGAGCGAAGAUGACGAGAAUGACUUGAGACUCGCGGCCGUGGGAGUGGAAGCGAUGCCGGCAGCAGGCGGGCGUGUGGGGGACUUGAACCUCAACCCCGAAAGCAAACCAGCCAAACCAGAUGACGAGGAGUUAGAGGAUGCAGAUAGAGAGAUGCUCUUUGAGGCGCGAGCCAGAUUGGCUAACACUAAGGGGAAAAAGGCCAAACGGAGACACAGAGAACGAAUGCUCGAGGAGACCAAGCGGAUCUCGUUGCUCCAGAAACGGCGGGAAUUGAAGGCGGCCGGCAUCAACGUGAGUUUGGUUUCCAAGAAUAAAAAGAAGAGUAAGGAGUUUGACUACAAUGCGGAUAUUCCAUUUGAGCACCAGCCGCAAAUUGGAUUAUAUGAUACUACCGAGGAGCAUGAACGCAACGAGGAGCACAAGGCGAAGUUCAGCAAACAGGUGUCACGUGAAGGCUUGGAGUUGGAGAAGCUCAAGCAGAGCAAGAAGAGAAAGCAAGGGUCUCAAAUUCAAGAGCCUCGCACCCAACUUGAAGGUGAGGCUAAUGUGAUUGAGCCAGCGCUUAAGCGAGGCAAGUUGAGCUUACCAGGUGUGGUGAAUGUGGACGAACAUGCUGAGUUCGAGCCUACCGAGCUCACGGGUGUUUUUGACCGUGCUGUUGUUGCUAGUGCUGAAGACGAUAUUGACCGUAGAAUCGCCAAUACCACCCAUCACAUAAAGGCCAACCAAGCAAAGCAGUCGGUGCUCUUGCGGACGGAUCACGAAACCGAUGAAGACGUUGCUGUGAAGAAGUGGAAACCGAAACACGAGAAAAAGGCGAUUCAGGAGUUGGUCAAGGUCAAUUUCAGUCGGUUGCCCGCCCCCAACAAUGAGUACGAAGUUCUUCCCAAGUUCAACGACCAGGAUGACUUUCAGUUGGUGAAAACAGCCGACUCUCAUUCUGAAACACAACGGAUCAAGCGGUUAGAGUUGUUGCGGCAAGUGGAGGAAGAGAAGGCCAAACUGCGCCGAAGCCAAGUGGUUCAGCGUGGGUUGGCCAUCCCCAGCCCAAGUCUUCUCAAACCGAUCGAUACCACCCAACUACUGGAAUUGGACCUGCAGGUGGCUGUCGAGUUCCAUGCGUUGGUCAAGUCGGACUAUAAGAAGUAUGUGGAUACUGAGUACAACGCUACAGAGAUUCCUGAGUUGGAUGAGCAGCUCUACAGCCAAGUGCACCGAGAAAUCGAUGAGAUGAGAUCAAAGAAAACCACUUUGCAUCCGGCAGUGAAACGGUUCAGGUUGCCGGACCCAAUCAGCUACAAGGAUGAGAUACUCUCUGUUCUUCAACAUGCUCGACAGCAACACUUGGGACUUAAGGCUGAUAUUAAUGCCCAGAUCCCGUACUCAUCGGCCCCAAGGGAAGUCGCACCGGCUGGCGAGCUCAUCAUCGAGCAGGAAAGAAGAGUGGAAUUGUAUACGCAAAUUGCCCAGCAAGAAGAGGUAAGUAUCGUGAACCGUUCAGCUACCCUUAAGGGCCUUGUUGACAUGGUGGUAGCGAAGGAGGAUCAGCUUAUCGAGUAUUUACGACAAUAAUGAAUAGAAAUGCCUUU
Yamadazyma tenuis ATCC 10573 is the source of this 1935-nucleotide messenger RNA. RefSeq names its product Cef1p (gene CEF1). Lineage: Eukaryota; Fungi; Ascomycota; Pichiomycetes; Serinales; Debaryomycetaceae. Gene Ontology annotation, biological process: mRNA splicing, via spliceosome. Gene Ontology annotation, cellular component: Prp19 complex; spliceosomal complex. The record is from RefSeq and is a predicted model, not a curated record.